Haliotis rufescens (red abalone) is the source of this 2617-nucleotide messenger RNA. Its product is annotated as protein-S-isoprenylcysteine O-methyltransferase-like. Gene Ontology annotation, cellular component: membrane; endoplasmic reticulum. Gene Ontology annotation, biological process: C-terminal protein methylation. Gene Ontology annotation, molecular function: protein C-terminal S-isoprenylcysteine carboxyl O-methyltransferase activity. Lineage: Eukaryota; Metazoa; Mollusca; Gastropoda; Lepetellida; Haliotidae. The transcript is spliced from 4 exons. The record is from RefSeq and is a predicted model, not a curated record. The coding region runs from base 9 to 872 and encodes 287 amino acids.
UAGUUAAAAUGGCAGCGUCCAGAGAUAGCCGAACGAGCUUGAAAUGUUUUUGUUUAGGAAGUGGCGUGUGUCUCCUGCCUGUAUUUACAUACUUCAGUUUUCUGAUAGAGAGUUUGUGGGACGAUCACCAUGUUUACAUAAUAGGAUCUUAUGUCAUCGCCUGUAAUGCUGUCAUUGCUGGGUUAUAUAUCCAAAAUAAGGACAUGUACAAAAAUGGUGUGCGUGCAGGUUUCUUGGGAGUAUGUUUUGGAACUGGACUGCUGAUUAGCAUGUCUGACACAUCAUGGGUUCACUUCGGCUGGUACAUCACAGCUCUUGCCUUCUUCCACUGGUCCGAGUACUACACAACUGCAGUCACCAACCCUAAAGCCUUGUCCUUGGAGUCCUAUCUUCUUGAUCACAGUCGGGAAUACAAGCUGGCGGCACUAGCCAGCUGGACAGAGUUCACCAUCGAAUGGUUUAUUUUUCCUAGUCUGAAGGAGAUUCGAUUUCUGAGCCUCAUCGGAGUCAUGCUUGUGAUUGGUGGGGAGUUUUUGCGGAAAGUGAGUAUGGUGACAGCCAACACAAACUUCAACCACUAUGUGCAGCAUACGAAACAAGCCGGUCACUUACUGGUCACUCAUGGAGUUUACAGGUUCUUCAGACAUCCUGCCUAUGUCGGCUGGUUCUACUGGAGUAUAGGGACCCAGCUGGUACUGUGCAACCCGGUCUGCCUCGCUGGCUACACUGCUGUGUCCUGGAGGUUCUUUAAGGAGAGGAUCUUCGAAGAGGAACUGUACCUGCUGAACUUCUUUGGUGAAGAGUAUAUUGACUACCAGAGGAAAGUCGGCACAGGCUUGCCGUUUAUCAAGGGAUUCCGUGCUGAGGUUUGAUGUAAACACAUGCAGGAUUUGUGUAGUUACUGCAGUAUGUGAUAGACAAUCUUUCAACACUAUGCACAGGAAUGUUUUUUUGACUGUUGGUGAAUUUGUCAAAGGAGAAAUCCAUGGUGUUGCCGGUUUGAAAUUUACAGUUAAAUUUGAAGUUUUUUUGUUAUUUGUCAGUAUUUGAUAGGCAGUCUGUGCCAAAACGUUUUAAUGUACUACUACUAGCCAAGACUUGGCAUUAUUUAUAGAUUUUAGUGUUAGUACAUGGUAGUUGUUUCAGCUGAAUUCUCCAUGUUUACUUGACAGAAAGAAAUAUUUAUUAGACUGAAGAUUAGUGGUUACAGUCUCAGGCUGGAUAGAUGAUAAGAGAUAUUUCAUAUGUACAGUUGUCAACACAAAAUGCAUUGUUUCAGCGUUAGAAAUUGGCACUAGUCCUGUGGUCCUUGCCAAACUGCCCAAAAGUUAAGGUAUCAUAAGGACUAGUAGACAUUUGCCAUUUUAAGGGUUUUGCUAUAGUAUAUGGUAUCAUUACAAGGACUAGUGGAUCAAACCUGUUAGUUUCUACCGCUGAUGUUAGUAGAAUCUCGUGAAGUCAAGGUCCCAUUCCAUCAUGAUAGCAUCCAAGAACCACGUAGAUCUUGUCCAUAGUUUACAUGUGCUGGACAAAGGUCACAAGAGGAUACUGAUGGGUCAGUACUUGGUGUUGUCCUGUUGAUAUGGUUGGAGUAUGCCAGAUACUCAUUGUCAGUACUUUACAGCUUUGUAUACACCACAUUUCUCCGUCACCCAUGAAUACAUAGGGAUGAUAUGACGUGUAGUACUGACUAGUCAAGCAAUGGAAUGAGGCCAUGUCAUUUUCCCGAGGCAAGGAAGUUAACUGACUAUGAAAUUCCAGUUUUCACCCUCGCUGAACUAGGGUGGUAUUUGUGGGCACGAUUGUCAUGAUUGUAGCGCCACCAGUGGUUAUUACGAGCUAUGUCCCUUCUGUCAAGACGAUUUAAUUGAUAGUCAAAAUCUAUAUUGUGAUAAAACGGGUCUUAAUUAGCGAAAUGCAUCAAAUCAUGUGAGCACCUUAAUUAUAAACAUGGAACAGAUUUGGAAAAACCUUUUGACACAGAGUUGGCGGUAAAAACCCUGCAAUUGACUGAAAUCUUCACGGCAGAUUAUAACAAGAUGUUGAUUUCGUCACGCAAAUUUGAUAUGCAUAGACUCCUAAGUCCAGCCAAAAUAUAACUCCAUAAUUCCAGCCUAGUUCGGCAAGGGUGGAAAUUGUACUUUCAUGUUCAGUUAACUCUGUUGUCUUGGGAAGAUGGAGGCUCCGUAUAAUCUCAACUUUGUGCAUCAAUGUUGAGUUUUGUAUGAAACCUACCGUUGUCUGAUAAUGAAGCAAUGUGGAGAAUAGAUGCUUGCAACACUGUAGCACACCCUGCACAAGAAAUAUUGCUUUUAUGUGAUCUGAGCACUCAUUAGCUUGAGCGCUCCUUCAUCUCCCUCACUGGAACUAGCCAAUCUUGAUUUGUUGGUUCAGUAUACUCGACUACGCUGCAUAAUGAACAUGUGUAUUGAUGGGCAUUUCAGGCGUAUAGUCUUCACAAACCUAUGAUGUAUUGAUAGUGGCCUGAUGCUGUACAUUCAGCCCAGCUCAAUCCACUGGGACCGCCUCCGUGGUCUUGUGGUAGAGCGUCCGCCCGGAGAGCGGAAGGUCCAGGGUUCGAUCCCGGGCCGCGUCAUACAAAAAGACGUUAAAAGAU